AUGGCUUCCGAACGUGUGCGGCCAUCUCAGCGCUUUCAGCGCCUGCUGGAUCAGCUUUCUCAAUGUCAUGAAGAGGAGCUGAAUCGCACCGUGCCGACAUGGCUCUCGGCAGACGUCGACAGGGUUCGCCACGAGCUGACCUGCCCAAAAUGCAGCUUCAACUUGAACGUCGCGCUGCCAAAUUCGGUGAACGAAGACGCGAAGUGGGGAACGCGUGUACGAGCGCCAGUCCAUUCAGACACAAUCUGUAGUGGUUCUGGAAUCCGAGUGGAAGAGAUCACUUCUCCUCCGCCCGUGCCACGACCUGUAAAUCUGUUGACUGUGGCCGACGCGACGCCCCUGAAGCUGAGGGGGGACUUGGAUGCCACUCCACGGAGUUCGGAAAGUGAUGUGUCCGUGCUGGAGGACGAUCAGGAGGAGUCAGCAGCGCAGAGGAUCACCAAUGCAGUUUCCGGCAUCUCCAACAUCACGUCACACCGCUCUCGAUCUCAAGGUGCUGAUGAGCGUUUUCCUCUGCGCCGCCUGUGGGCCACGGAGAGCAAAGUGACAACCAUGCGUGUGACGCGAAGAGCUGCUAGCAAAAGCAAGUCAAUUGAAUUGGAGGAUACCCUCUCUGGUUCAGCACAGGCGGAAGGGGGGGCUGAUGGGUACACCGCGGCCAUGGCUGACUGGAGACGUCGCCUGAUCUCCUACCCCAGCAGCCUCCACCGCUUGGUUUGGGACAUGAUGGGAGGUCUCUUGAUUAUGUAUGACCUCUUUGCAGUUCCGCUUCAAGCUUUUGA
Symbiodinium sp. CCMP2456 is the source of this 782-nucleotide messenger RNA. The record is from the annotation of a GenBank genome assembly. Lineage: Eukaryota; Dinophyceae; Suessiales; Symbiodiniaceae.